Paramuricea clavata is the source of this 8063-nucleotide messenger RNA. Lineage: Eukaryota; Metazoa; Cnidaria; Anthozoa; Malacalcyonacea; Plexauridae. The record is from the annotation of a GenBank genome assembly.
AGUUUCUGCUGAACAGAAUGUAUAUAAACGGCAUUCCCUUGCUGACUUGCAUACAUCUUUCAGUGGGACUCGAGCAUAAAGUAUAUGCUAAGAAGAAUAAACGAAUUAAGGUGAGAAUACUGACGUUAUAUAUCAUGCACUAUCAUAUGGAAAAGGAAUAUAUAGAAAAAUAUAGGAAUCAAAUUAAAUGCCGCGCUAUAUAGCCUAGAUGUGUACUAAAAUGCAGGAUGAGCAUCAUGCAGUAACAUAUAAAUGCUAUGAAAUGGCCAAGUGCGUCCAUGCAUGCAAUAUGCAUUACAUCGAUCAGUGAUUAUGUUUUGCAAUCAGCGAUUGAAGCAGGUUGGAAAAGACUUAUUCUUAUUCUAAUGGUUUUUUUCCACUUGUCGGUCUUGAUGAAUUGGGUUAUGUAAUUAAAUUCCAAUUAUAUACUUACUGUACGCGAUUUUUUGUUUUACAAUUAUUGGCAUGCGAAAGACAUUUUUCCUGCGUAUUUGGGCAACGUAGGCCUACAGUAUAUAUAUCAGCUCCACAAUGUCAUGUUAUUUUUCUCAACAUUGCAUGCAGGGCACAGAAAAUGUAUAACAAGUCACUAUAAACAGGGUCUAAAAAGUUCUUUGUUGUCUUUUGUAUCGCAUGUAUAGUUCAGUAUACUCGAUGUCCCCAAUAUAGCGGGCAUCAAAAACUCAAGCAAAUUUUAUUUUUUCGGCCUAUAUAUUUACUGUAUCAUAUGCAAUAUGUGAUAUCACCUGUUCUAUAUAAAAUACAAAACAAUGGAAACUCCGAAGAAAUUCAUAUUUUUAAUUCAACGUUUCGACUACUGUUGAGUCAUCAUCAGGAAUUAUGAAAGCUACUAAAAUUUUACAAGUUAUAAGUACAGGUGUGGUAUAAGAUGAUCUGAUCUGUCAACAAGUUCUAAUUAAUGAUAACAAGUUCUUUUGACGCUUUAGGGACCGGUCAUUAUUUAUGGCGGGGGUGGCACCGAAGAGAAAAGUGUUGGGUAAACAAAAUUUUGAGUGAGUAAAAGGUUGGGUAAAUCAAAAACAAAACAACUCAAAGGUUGGGUAAUAAAAAUAUAUUGUCAAUUCCAAAGCAUGACUCACUCAAAUAUUGAAGACUGAAAACUUCAAAGUCAACAGUCAUAUGUCAAUACAAUAUGUGAAUCAAUCUAUAUCUUCAUCAUUUUCCGAUUUGUUGGGAGACAAAUGGUGUCUCCCAAGAAAGUAAAUGUGCAGACAACAUGAAACUUUAGACUGCAGAAAAGUCAGUAAAUUUCACAAGCCGAACGUUAUCAAACUAUCAAACAUUCACAAGCCGAACGUUAUCGAACGUAUCACAGAAGUGGUAAAGGACUAGUACGAACAUCUGCGAGGGAGACAACAUGAAACUUUAGACUGCAGAAAAGUCAGUAAAUUUCACAAGCCGAACGUUAUCAAACUAUCAAACAUUCACAAGCCGAACGUUAUCAAACGCAUCACAGAAGUGGUAAAGGACUUUUGUCAUGUGUGACAACUGAAUGACAUCCUUUUGUAACGUUUUUGGCCAGGGGUGGGUAUUUAUUUUUAAAUGAUACUUGAGGUUGGGCAAUCAAAUUUUUGAUUUUUUAAUGGUUGGGUAAGCAAAAUUUUUGCCACGAAAAACAUUUCUCUUCGGUGCCACUCCCCACCAUCAAUAAUGACUGGUCCCUUAGUCCCAUGGUUUAAUUCAGGAUGCUGUCUGUAGAUAUGUAAAGCUUCUUUAUAUAGUAGGCUUGUAUCUACGAACUGGUCGGUUCUACUAUAUAAAGAAGCUUUACAUAUCCACAGACAGCAUCCUGAAUUAAAUCAUGGGACUAGUAAAGCGUCAAAAGAACUUGUUAUCUUUUCCAUUGUUUUGUAUUUUAUUAGAAUACUCAGUGCCAGUGGUUAUCGAAAAAUUCUGUUCUAUAUAUUUUAUAUAUUUUCGUUUUUCUGUUGCAGAAUGAAUCGUCUUGCUUUGUUUUGUCUCCUACUCAAUGUUUCGGGUGUGUUGAUGGUAAGAAACUGAAUUAUAGUUUUCUGCAUGUUUACACUGAUCAAGUUGUCAAAUGAAAAGAAAAAUAUCGGAAUGUAUACGUGUAGAUGGUAAUCAAAUCGAUGCAGUAACAGUAUAUUUAAUGUUUUUAUUCAUUUACAAAAUUUUGUUCUCUUCAAAAUCUCGCAUUUCAUGUAUGAAUUCAAUGCACUUUAAAGUUCGCACACCACGAGCUUAAAGUUGUCAAACUAUGCCUAUAUGCUAGCCCGCGUUAUAGGAAUGGGUGCAUGGUACAUGUAGGUAUAUAUCAAUAUAAAGAGCAUGGCUUGCGAGUUUCUUGAGUGAUGAUAAUUUUCUAACGAAGAAAAAGUAAUAUAUAGGCUAAUGUUGAUUAUCAGUUUCAUCGACUUAUAAUUAAUGUUUUUUCGUUGUUGAAGACAACAAAUAAAUAUAGAAUUGGAAACUAUUGCUUAUUUUAUUUCACUUGCUCCUAAAUAUGUGAAAAAUUGAUCACCUAUGCAUCGCAUAUCUGCCGCCUCACACUGUGCUAAAACUGCAUGGAACUUCCCAAAGUCUUGUACCCAGAGUCUUUCUCUCAACCUCGUACCCAGGGUCCUUCCCUCUUGGGGAGAAAAGACUCUUGUAAACGCUGGUCACGUGAUAUGCUAAAAUCCAACAGCACAUGCUAAAAUCCAGCAGAAUUAACUAUCCAGCAGAAUUAACUAUGUUGGAUUCCUUUACGACAAUCAUACAAAAUGCAAAUUAUAAAUUAAACAAUAAAAAUAUCCAAUUAAUGAAGUUUAAUAUGUUGAAAUAACUGGCAUCCAAACCGCAGUUUGAAAAAAACCCCAAGAAAUCAGAAAACAAAAACACACAGCAGACAGGUUUUUGUGGCAUAUAUUAUGGGCAAGGAAGUGCUCGAACGGUCUAGAGGCUCCCGCUAACCUACGUUUUACCUAGAGGAACAGGCGGACCUCUAGAUUGCAGAGGGAGUGACGCGGCUCUGUGCAUGUUGUUCAGCGACAUAUGAGUCCUGAUGGUCUGGGGACCACCAUUGGUAUACUGAGACAGUAUGGGUACUCAAGACCUGACAGAGCAUGCAAAAACUGUAGGUUUUUCAUAGAGGAACAGGUGAACCUCUAGAUAACAGGGGAACAGGCGAACCCCCGUUCAGGUCAGUCAGCUCGUUGAUGUUGAGUACUAGUUGAACUGGUGAACAACUGAUGGUAACUCAACUGAAAUGACUUCCCCAUCGAGUCUCUAGGUCAGGUCAUUAGGUCGCACUGCGACCUGAAUGACCUGCAAAAAUACACUUCACGUGGCGAAGUGUUCUCCAAAGGACAGCACUUCCCUGCCAUUAAUUGACGAUCUGUGCGAAGUACAGAUUGUUAUUUCAGCCACGGGAAGCCGAGUCGAAUUAAGCAUUAUGCAUAUUUAUUAAUAUGCAGAGCAGAGGAGCGUUCGCCUAUGAGCAGUAAAUGAUGGAGGAGCAACUGGAUAAAAGAGGGGGAGGGUCUGGAAACAAUGGGGAGUAGUAAGUAAACUGUGUAAAACAAUUUUGGGUUUCUGAGCCCAUUAGUUUGUUAGCACACUACAGGGUGUGUUUGGGCUUGUCGAGUGUUACUGGCUCUCUUUUGGAAAAAAAACUGGUCGAGUUUUCAAUGUGUUCUGGCACAUUUGUGCUGUGUUUAAAUAGUGUUUUGGCCGAAAAAUAUAGAAAAGUAAAGAAAAGAAACAGGAAACGACCCUCGUAUGUAAUGGUGGUUUGUACCCCAUUUCAUCCAUAGCUGUCCAUCCUUUAAUACUCCACGCGCACAAAUAAAAUAACCCGUCUACAGACGAGGAUGACGAGAUCAAAAAGGCCUGAGGUGUACUAGAGAAUGCUGUUUACUGGAUGCUGACACUUAUGCUAAGGCUGGAUAAUCAGGGAGGCCAGGAAAAACCUGCAGUACAGGAAACCUGGGUAGGGCCAAGACCACCAGCAGCUCCCCACAUAGCUCUAUUUUUACAAGUUUAAGAAGAAUCAGCAUCACGGUAAACAACACCAUACCUAAGACUGCAAAAUAUAAAGAGUCGGGGCAAGAGUUAUAUUUGUAGUAGUGUUUAUACCCUCUGCAGGUUUUCAAAUUGGCUUGCAUUUUGAACUAGCUGUUGUUAGUUUAGACAGAGGCUUUUUCUUGAGCCAGUAUAAAGUGUUUAUAACCAUUUUUCCUGCAAGUAUCCAAGUUAGGCUAUAUUUUGAAUUCGCCAUUGUUUAAACUGGAUUAUACGGAGCUUCUGAGCGUUGUAUAUAAAACUAGGUAAACCUCAGUACAAACCUCGUCCCCGCAAUUUAUGCAGGAACAUUUACAAUACAUAUAGAUAGUUCAUAGUGUAGAAUGUUUUACAGUUCAUAUGCAAGCUGAAAACGGUGAGGCAGUAAUCCAGGGUUAAACGUCGGUAUAGAUAGCACUUGUGAACAUCACCAGAACACAUCCAAGUUUGUUGCUCGCCUUAAAAACAAAAUGAAAGACGCAAGAGAAAAACGGGUGCUCUACAGUGACAAUUUUGUGGAACUAGGUGGUUAAUUUAUAGAGAGGAUAACUGAAUAUGACAUACAGGUAGACGCCAUGUGUACAAUAUGUGUAUUGUACUGGAACGUGUAGUAUAUUGCGUAAAGUAAACUAUUGCGCAAAUUCGUUAUAUGACACGCAAUAAGUGCGGGAUUUUCCCAGGCAAGAGAUUAAUUAAUGGAAAAUAACUUUAAUUAAUCUUAUUAAAUAGCUCGUGAUGUGAUGCAGUUUUUCGAGUUAUCCUAAGUAAAUACUGCUAGCCAUAAUGUGUACGCUUGGGUAAAUUAACGAAAGAUAAAAUAAAGCCGUGUGCAAGCCACUGUUUGUACUGUUAGUAUAACAAAAUAUACAUCUGCCCAAAGAAAACAUUUAACGCGACUGGCAUAAAUUGAUACAAAGUAGGCUAUCAAUAGCAGCUAGAAAUGUGUUAAGACUUAUGCACAGGAAAAUAGCCUCAUGGGACCGGGGUUAUUAUAUAUACCAGAGAGUGUAUACAAUUAGUACGACUGGCAUAAUUUGAUACAAAGUAGGCUAUCAAUAGCAGCUAGAAAUGUGUUAAGACUUCUGCACAGGAAAAUAGCCUCAUGGGACCGGGGCUAUUAUAUAUACCAGAGAGUGUAUACAAAUAGAAAGUAGCAGUACAAGAAGGCUGUAAUACAGCUGUUAUGACAUACAAGGAAAACCCGUCAUGCUACUGAGUGAAACUGUUUUGUUUGAGUCAAUGCGCCAAAAUAGUUCCCGCCUGAGCGAAUAGUGGUGGGACACGAGUUCGAAGACAAGCGAGGCGAAUGAAUGGAGAGUUGUAUAAUGUAUCCAACCACAUCUAUUGAUCUACAUAUGCAGUUAAAUUACGUGUUGUUUGUAUGGUAUUAUUCGACGUAGCAAGAGCAUGCAACUAGAAAUAAUAUAAGAUAGCACGUAACCUGGGGUAAGCGCGAAUGCAUAGCCUACGAAUACUGUACAAUACAAAAUGCGACUCAUGCAUGACACAGGACCAGAUCGAGUAACAUAUGGUUACAAUGCGUUACAUAGUACUAAUGUAGCCUAACAGCAGUAAAUUCAAGAACGUUAUAUUAGGGAAGUAAAUAAACAAUAUGGAACGAACUCACUCCGUUUGAGGUCCCAGAACGUGGAUUACAAGCUGCGGCAAUAUUCUGGUUCUGGAACACCGCAUGCAUGGCCAGGAUGGGAUCUUGUGCAUCUCAGGAUAACUGUGAGUCUGUACCGUCCUUGUUCUUCUGAUCUUGCGCAUUACUUUUGCCAUUUGUUCGAAGAUUGGUGGUCGAAUCGGACAGCAAAACGGUUCUCUUUACUUUGUCUUUUUUUUUUUUUUUUGUAUACCAGGUUUUGGUAGCUUACGCUCUGGUUACAAUAUUGCGAAUGAGGCGUGAAGCAUAUAGCCUGUAACUAAAUGUCUUUCACUAAGAAUGGGGCCAUUGUAUUGUUGCGACGGAUAUAUUUAAGAAGAGUUGAUUGAUUAAACCCAAGUGCAUGACGUGUUCACGUGCUGUUGCCAAGGUUCAAUCUCUUUUGGCAGCAUGAUUAGAAAGUAAUGCCUUGUUUUCCAAGUGCAGUAGUUUUGAUGACAGAUUGGCAUUUCCAUAAGGCAAAUAGAGUCUUCUUUGACAUAUUACUUCAUUAACCACAAUUUAUUGCGUUGCAUAAAUUGCAUAUGUAUAUCAAAUAUUUAUUGACCUCGUCUUGAAAAUAUUAAACCUGCUAGAUUUUAGCAGAUCACGAGACAAUCGUCUACAAGGGUCUUUUCUCCCUUCGUCAAAAGGAAAAACCCUGGCUACGAGGUUGCCACCAGCUUCCUUUGAACGUCGCCGUAUUUUAAUUCGCCGCAUAUUAAUUUAUUUUCUUCGUUCCACUUUGAUACAGACAAUAGUUACACCCGGAGUGUACUCGACGACGUACAAGCGGUCAUGUCUUGAAAUCAAACGUAGUGCACCUCAUGCAUUGAGUGGUCUCUAUGACAUUCUGGUGGAUAAUACUGUCAUCACAGUGUACUGCGAGAUGGCGAAAGAAGGCGGUGGAUUUACUUUCAUACCACGCGAGGCUGUCAGACGAGGGAAGUUCUCAAGUCUAAUAAGACAAAUUUGUACGGACAGAUCCAGAGUCCUUCUUCGCUUCCAAAGGAAAGAUGGCCUUCAACCAUUCACUCUCAUAACUCAACUUCCAGCCUACGCUAAACAACCACUCGGUAUAUUAAUGCAUACUUAUGCAGGCUAUACAAGACCGUUGAAUUAUGGCCUAGGUGAUUAUAUAUAUCUUGGUAUAUUGCCAGCAAAUCGAGCGAGGGCCAAAACCAUUCAAGGAUUCAGGUAAAACAGAAAUGAUUAAUGAUGAGUAGAUGACAACUAGUACUUGUAUCUUAUAAAAAUCUUUAUGGUAAUUCCAAUGUCAGGUUACAAGACUCACUUUGAGUCCAUUGACAUAGUUUGCAGAGGCUAAAUAGUAAAUGUACUACAUCAAGUAUAAUCUAAAAUCUACCAAAUUAUCACUUUAAAUUUAAUUUAGUAAAUCGUUAUUAUUAAUCUGAUAUUGACUCGUCCCUAGUUGCGCGUCCAGCGUUGAAUGUUAGAACAUUCCCAUGGGCCUUUGUUUCCCAUUGUUCUAACACUCAAGCGCCUGCAAAUUUUGCAUGAUGUUAUUUUUGUGGGAAAAUCAGAAUCUGCAAUAUGCAUAAAUUUCAAGACAUCAUUAAUUGUGUAUAUAGAAUAGGAAGAAGUGAUCUAAAGGGUUUUUUAGAGGUUUGCAUGUUUUUUUCCUAAAUGUUUGCAUAAAUUGUUCUUCAAAUUGCCCUAUUUGCAUGAUUUCUUUCGAAAUCUCUCCUCAACCCAGAAUAUCUACUGGUCUACCACUAAAUACUCGUUUCUUUAACCUAAGGCAGGAUCAAGCUAAUUGACUAAAAUGAUAUUACAUGGGAAACGGGCCGAGUCGGUUAACGUCUCCUAGUUCGUUCCAUGUAUAACCUGCUCCUAAGAGCACUAGCCAAGGUCAGUAUUAGAGAGGUGUCCGUAGGAAGAGGCGCAACUCUCAUUGCAUGGCAUUUUUUCCCUUUUUAGAUCAAAUGGCAGAAGUGUGACUUUCAAAAACUGUGAUCGUAAUCCAAACGCCUACUUCGCAUUGUUCCCAAACCAUCAGGAGAAAACCAUCAAUACUUACCUCAAAGGAAACCUGCAUUAUGAACGUUAUGGUGUAGCAGUAAACUGGCGAAAAACUGGUGUUCCCUCGUAUGGUCAUCGUCAGCUACCCAACAACUUCUUGUUCCUCACUGAGUUGCAUUUCGGGGGAUGUGGAACCUACACCUCGAGUGAUCGCUGGAGAGAAGCAUUUGGGACUGCCAUUGGUCUUCGUUAAUGUACUUUCUAUGAUUUUUUUUAAUCUUAUACGUACUUUCGCUCUUAUAAAAACUCUCUGGCAUAUAAGGAGAGGGUUACUGCAGAUCGCACUAGAUUUUCUCAUCAAUGUAAGUUUAAUCGUUUUCACAAUAAAAAAAUUUGCAAGCCUUUUAUACGC